Messenger RNA from Pestalotiopsis fici W106-1, 1188 nucleotides. RefSeq lists its product as uncharacterized. The record is from RefSeq and is a predicted model, not a curated record. Gene Ontology annotation, molecular function: O-methyltransferase activity. The transcript has a single exon. Bases 1 to 1188 code for a protein of 395 amino acids. NCBI's taxonomy places the organism in Eukaryota, Fungi, Ascomycota, Sordariomycetes, Amphisphaeriales, Sporocadaceae.
AUGGCUUCUUUACAACCCGACCAAAUCCUCGCACAGCUGCAGGCCGUAGGCUCUGCCUACGCCGAGAAAAAGCCUGGAGCUCGAGAGCAGCUUCUAAAUCUAAGCCAUGCCUUGAUUGCAAGCUUGGAACUCCCGAGCGAGGCUAUCCAGCGAAUGGGCUGGGCUGAACCAGCGAGGGCUGCUCAUUGUCGCACGGCUGUUGAGCUUAAGGUCUUUGAGCUCCUAAAGGACGGCGGCUCUCAGGGCCUGAGCGCGGAGCAAGUCGCCAAGGAAUCAGGUGCUCAUCCGGUUUUGAUCUCCCGAAUCCUAAAGCAUCUUGCCGCCAUGAACGUGAUUGGGGAAAACGAGAAUGGGUAUAUUGCUACACCACUGAGCACCGCCCUGACAGAGUCGAAAUACCGGGACGGUAUCAUCUACACCUACGACGUGGCCGGUCCAUCCUUCCGCCACUUGCCCGAGUAUCUCAAGAACACCGACUAUAAACUCCCUACCGAGUUAGCCAAUGGACCGUUCCAAAGUGCCCACAAAACCCAGCUGCCCUUUUUUGCUUGGCUAGAUCAAAACCCACCCUACCUCCAAAUCUUCAGCAAUUACAUGUCAGCAUACCGCGCUGGGAAGCCGUCAUGGGUUGACCCGGGCUUCUUCCCCAUCUCGGAGCGCCUCGCCAAUUUCAAUUCCGACAUUAGCGAUGUACUGCUCGUAGAUGUCGGUGGCGGCAUCGGCCACGAUUUACAAGAACUCAAAGCGAAACACCCCAAUCUACCAGGCAAGCUCGUUCUACAAGAUCAACCUCAGGUGAUAUCUACGGUCACCGAUUCCGCGGAUGCAUUCGAGCCCAUGGGUCACGACUUCUUCACGCCUCAACCUGUGAAGCACGCCCGGGCCUACUAUCUGCACUCGGUGCUUCACGACUGGGACGAUGAGGAUUGUGUUAAGAUUCUGGAACAGCUAAAGCCUGCACUCAAGUCCGGGUACUCGACUGUAUUGAUCAAUGAGCUCGUGGUGCCGGAACACAAUGCGUCCUGGCCAAUCACGUCGAUGGACCAUUUGAUGAUGGUGCUCGGUGCAAUGAGAGAGCGUACGCACAAUGACUGGGAAAAGAUCCUUGAUCGGGCUGGGUAUAAGAUAAAGCAGGUGUAUACGUUUGAGAUGGGUUCGGAGAGUCUGAUUGAGGCGGAGCUGGUGUAG